This is a messenger RNA of Fibroporia radiculosa, 5751 nucleotides long. RefSeq lists its product as uncharacterized. The transcript is spliced from 18 exons. Gene Ontology annotation, molecular function: ubiquitin protein ligase activity. Gene Ontology annotation, biological process: protein polyubiquitination; proteasome-mediated ubiquitin-dependent protein catabolic process. NCBI's taxonomy places the organism in Eukaryota, Fungi, Basidiomycota, Agaricomycetes, Polyporales, Fibroporiaceae. The record is from RefSeq and is a predicted model, not a curated record. Bases 1 to 5751 code for a protein of 1916 amino acids. Gene Ontology annotation, cellular component: nuclear speck.
AUGGACUACACCCAAAAACAAGAAGCGACCAGUAGCUGCAGCCCAUCCACGUCGCAUACCGAAGAACACCUCUCCGCUCCGGGAUCUUCCACGGAACUUAAAGUCCUACGCUCGAGCGCAAGGGUGAAGGCCGCCAAACAGAAGGAGAAAGAGAAAGCACUUACUUCCGCAGAGCAGGCUUCAUCCUCAUCUUCACCGGUCAAACGUGCCCGCGAGACCUCUGCAGCCAAGGGUAAGGGAAAGGAAGUAUCUGAAGAAUCGUCCCGAGCGAGCAAGAGAGCACGUCGUUCCACCUAUCCUGCCACCCCUUCACUGACCAUUAACGAACCAACAAGAGAUACUAAGGGGAAGAAGCGUGCGGCUCCCGAGAGUCAAUCCGAAGGAGAGGAGAACGUCGCUUCAUCGUCCACUUCGACCAAGCGACUGAGAACCACUACAAGCGCAUAUUCUCUACGAUCCAGAGUGGAAGUUCAGACCCCAGAAAUGACAAAGAAGAGCAGGUCAUCGUCUGGGAAAGGCAAGUCGGCCGCAAAAACCAAAACGAUGGUUACCGCAGCCAGCUCGUCUAGACGAGAAGGGGAAGGCAUCGAUAUGGUUGACGCUGAGUGCUUGCCGAAUGAGUUGAAUCCAUCCGACGAAAAAUGCGACAAAGCAAACGACCGGGGAUUGGACGAAAGUAUCGAAGAGGUCAAGGGCGAUGGCGGGGACGACGACGACGACGACGACGAUGACGAUGACGACGAUGAGCCGCAAGAUGAGGACAGUAUAGAGCUGCCAAAAGCACCUACUGGCGGCUUAGACGAGUCGACGGCGAUGGCAAUCUUUGGAGAUUACCGCCAGAUAGGAUCAUAUAUGAUGGGUCUCUCCAGCCGUCUCAAGACUAUGCUCAACAAUAUCAAAUCCACUGCGGAUCCGACGACACGGCUAGUAACGCUUCAGGAGCUGAGUGAACUUCUGAGUAUCAGUACAGAAGACACAUUGGCAGGUUCUUUCCAAGUUGAAUCAUUUACUCGUGAACUAGUCCGAAUCCUAGGCGGAACUGGCGGUGACCCUGAUGAAGGCGAUGACGAUGAGGCGCAAGAGCCCGAUGAAGAUGCCGCUCUUGCUGCGGCGCUAGCUAUGAGUACAGGUGGCAAUCCAUAUCAAGGUGACGAGAAUUUGGAAGCGCAAGUUCUUGCUUGUAGAUGCCUCGCCAAUUUGAUGGAGGCCUUACCUGGUGUUGCGCACACUGUUGUCUACCACGGUGCCAUUCCUGUUCUGUGCAGCAAACUAAUUGAGAUUUCCUAUAUUGAUUUAGCCGAGCAGACGCUCAGCACACUGGAAAAGAUAUCAGAAGAAUUCCCUAGUUCAAUUGUCCGAGAAGGUGGCUUGGCAGCUCUAUUGAAUUAUUUGGAUUUCUUUUCCAUCGCCGUGCAAAGAACUGCUCUACAAGCUGCGUCGAACUGCUGUCGUAACGUUGCCUCCGAGCAUUUUCCCAUGAUCCAAGCUGUCUGGCCAAUUAUUCGAAACUGCCUUGGGUACGCCGAUCAACGCCUUGUCGAAUUUGCCUGCCUUUGCGUUAUCCGCGUAAUUGAUUCAUAUUACCGCGCCGCUUCUGACAAGUUGGAAGCCCUGGUUGAUAUUGAGCUUAUAAGAGCUGUUAAUCUUCUUCUCCUUCCGUCAGGUGGGUCACCAUUAAUUGUAGCAAGUACUUUUACUUUGUUGCUACGGGCCUUGGCGACCGCCGCUCGUGCAAGUUCGAAGAUUACGCUUGUAUUGCUGGAGGCUGGUAUUGUCGACACACUCUAUCAAAUCUUGACGGGCGUUCUACCGCCAGUGUCUGAAGGAGGACAGGAGCAAGGCAAUGCUGCAGGUGGUCAAGGCCUUGGAGGCGGCCUCGCUGACAUGACUGUCAUGGAGAACUUGGCACACCGGCCUAAGGAUCAAGUAGAAGAGGCUUUAAGCCUUGUUUCCGAGCUUAUGCCCCCACUGCCGAGAGAUGGCGUCUUUGAUCACAAAUCAUAUACUGAGAAGGCACUAGGACGGCUUGUCAGAGCGAGACAUCGGGCUGCGCGGCAAGCGGUAGUUGCAGCUGCCAACGUGUCAGAACCUCUUAUAGAAGGUCUAACUCCGCUGUCUGCCUCUGCUCUAGUACCAGACGACGCUGGGGCUAUGGACGCAAAUGCAAAUGACAGUCAGUCCGCUCCAGAUGGCGAUGACGCACCGCCUCCGGUUCCGGCGAAGGAGACGGGUGUCGAUCGUACAGAGUUGUUGCGCUCGAAGCCCGACGUGGUUGGACGCUUCCUCCAUCUUCUAGUGCCAAUUUUGGUUGAUGUAUAUGCUGCGAGUGUGAUUAUGCCAGUGAGGGUCAAGACCUUAACGGGCCUUUUGAAAGCAGUCAGCUUUCUCGACGGAGAAGAGCUCAAGCGUGUAUUCACUUUUGUACCUGUCGCCAGUUUUGCAUCCUCAAUUCUUUCUUCCAAGGAUCAUCCCACUCUGGUAAUUGGCGCGCUGCAGUUGGUUGACAUCCUCCUGAGCAAGGUCCCAGGAGAGUACAAGCCUGUCUUCAGGCGUGAGGGAGUCCUUCACGAGAUUGAGAUGUUGGCGUCCCGUGGCGUCUCAUCAAAAUCGAAACAUGAGAAGGAGAAAGACAAGGAGCUCCUGGACUUGCCUUCGGCAGUGGUCCUUACUUCUUCCUCCGUGCCGAUUUCUGCCGCAAUGGCAGGUGUCAUUUCCGGGUACAAGAAAUCCUCGUCCUUGUCCCUUGAACCCGACGAUGCCAUUACCCUUCGCGCUCGAGUGAUCCGCUUCAAGUAUCUUGAAGCUGAAGAGGACGCUGACUCAAAUGAUACAUUCACUUCACUUCGUCGAUUGGUGGAGGUGUUGGCCGAUCAAUUAACAUCGGAGAAGGAUCUCACUAGUGCUCUUGGAGAGUUGGCUGGGCUCUUCGCAUCGCCUCAUUCAUCGGUGUCCAGCUUCGAGCUACUGCAAAGCGGGCUGGUAGAUGGUCUACUCCGCUUCGUAACAGAUGAAGGCUGGUCUAGUUUGAGUCUAACUCACCGACAAGAUAUGUUGUUCUCCGCUCUGAUCACCUUGAAAGGAAGUGGCUCCCUCAAUGGACAAACACCGUUGGCGGUAUUCGUCAAGAAGCUGCAAGAGAGCUUGACAAGAAUGGAGUCGUUUGAAGUCGUCACAGUGGCGCAAAGUUCAGAUGACUCGAAGAGAAGUUCUCCGUCCUUGCUGGCUCGACAGCUGCGGUUGCGUCUUAUUGCUGCGGAAGAUUCGGAUGUUCCCAAGAGCAUCAGCAAUAUCGUUGUAUCCAUUCAUGCUAUCGCAACUUUCCAAGCGCUGCACGACUACCUACGACCAAGGGUGUCGGGGUCGUUGCCGGGCACCUCGCGAUUUACCACCAUGCUUGCUGCACUGGCAGCGUCUGGGCUAGCCCCUCCCUCUGCCCCAUCCUCUGAAGAGCCGUCUAAGGCUCCUUCACGUCCUGCUGUGGAAGCCGAGGCGUCGUCUACUGUUGCUCGUCGGCGUAGUAUGCGUCUGAGCGCAAAGAGAUCUGUUCCCUUGAACAGUGGUACGGCCGAGACGGUGCAGGCAUCAGAAGCACAAGGUGAAACCUCUCACGAAGGAGCGUCGACGGCCGCUGCAACUUCAGAAACGGGCGCGGUACCUGCUUCUUCUUCGGCCCCAGAUAGCACCUCCAGUGGUACCACAAUGCACGAGGCAGAGUAUGCCGCAGAAUUUACUGAUGAUGAGAUUGAUGUUGACGCUGAGGUUGUGGAUGAUGAGGACGACCAGGAGAACCCAGACGCCGAUAAGACAAUUAAUGUCUCAAUUGACGAAGAUGGCUCAAAAGUUGAGGCACAAACUCCUGAUGGCACGAGGGUGUCUACACCAGCUUCAGCAAAGAGUCGCCAUACAGCGCCCAUCUCACGUUCAUCAGCAUUACCUGCCGGUUCGUAUGCAGCUGCAGUCAAAACAAAGCCCAGCGAUUGGCACCUGGAGUUUUUUAUGGACGACCACAAACUUCCCUUGGAUCUCACUAUCUACGGUGCUAUCCACCAGCACGAGCUACGCAAGAAGUCUGGGUCAACACUGGCGCCCAGCAUGAUUUGGCAGGGAAUUUAUAGUGUGAAGUUCAAGAAGGUCCUAGGCCCAGCUCCGACGACUGAAUCUCGCGGCGAUGAGAUUGGAUCUAGGAGCCGCUCACCAGGCCCGACGCUAUCAUCAGUUCCAGAGGAUGCCCCGUAUGGGAAGAUUCUCCGCCUCCUUCGCGUCUUGUAUAAGCUUAACGCUCAAGCAAAUGAUAGACCGACGAUUCCUGGAUCCCGAGUGGUCUUACCCGAGUCUGCGUUCGUCAACAAUAAGCUCUCGGCUAAAUUGACAAGACAGUUGGAAGAACCGAUGAUCGUGGCGAGUUCUUGUCUUCCCGAUUGGGCAUUGGAUCUUCCACAGCACUUUCCAUUCCUGUUCCCCUUUGCCACUCGCUACAAUUUCUUGCAGUCCACAUCGUUUGGGUACGCCCGGUUGAUAUUGAAGUGGCAGAGUCAACAGACGCGAGGACAAGACAGUUCUAGGCGAGACGAUGGCGUUGGCUUCCUGGGUCGCUUGCAACGACAGAAAGUCCGGAUAUCCCGUCAGCAUAUCUUGGAAUCCGCCGUUAAAGUCUUUGAGCUCUACGGAUCGUCAUCUUCGAUUCUGGAAGUGGAGUAUUUUGAGGAAGUGGGAACCGGGUUGGGUCCGACCCUCGAAUUUUACUCCCUUGUAUCCAAAGAGUUCGCCAGGAAGGACUUGAAAAUCUGGAGAGAUGCGGAUCCGCUCUUGUCCUCGCCUUUUGUCCAUCACCCCCUAGGCUUGUUCCCGGCUCCCAUAAGUUCAAGCAAUGUGACCAACGAAUUGGGCCAGACUCAUAUCUUCCGCGUCAUUGGACAAUUUGUGGCAAAGGCUCUGUUGGAUUCUCGCAUCAUCGACUUGACAUUGAACAAAGUGUUCCUCAAACUCAUUCUUGGCGACGAGGUGCCUUUGACUAUUGACAAUCUUAGACGUGUCGAUCCAGAUCUGGCGGCCUCUCUUGGACAAGUUCAAAGCUUUGCGUCUAUUAAUCAGAAUGAGAAGAUUCGUCGAAAGCUUGGCAUGAUUGAGAACGUCUCAAUCGAAGAUCUUGCCUUGGAUUUCACCCUACCGGGCUAUGAUAUCGAGUUAAGACCUGGCGGCCGAGACAUGCCGGUCACAUCGCAGAAUAUAGACCAAUACAUACACGAAGUCCUCGACGCCAUCUUGGGUAAAGGCGCACAGGCUCAAGCGAAGGCGUUCCGGGAGGGAUUUUCAAAAGUGUUCCCAAUUUCUGAUCUUCAGGCAUUUACCACCGACGAACUUGCAAUGCUGUUCGGAAACGCGGAUGAAGAUUGGAGUCUUGAAACCUUAAGCGAAGCUUUGAAAGCUGAUCAUGGGUUCAAUGUCGAAAGUCGUGCCAUACGCAAUCUCCUGGAGAUCAUGGCUGAGUUCGACACUCAGACCCGUAGGAGCUACUUGCAAUUUAUCACCGGUAGCCCUAGGUUACCUAUCGGCGGUUUCCGUGGUCUCAACCCCGCACUCACCGUCGUGCGCAAGCCGCACGAAGCACCUCUGACUGCAGACGACUAUCUCCCGAGCGUGAUGACAUGCGUUAACUAUCUCAAACUUCCAGAUUACUCGUCGAAAAGUGUAAUGAGAGAGAAGUUGCAGACCGCGAUGCAUGAAGGUGUUGGGAGUUUCCACUUAUCAUAA